Molecule: messenger RNA, 2259 nt
Organism: Penicillium paradoxum
Lineage: Eukaryota; Fungi; Ascomycota; Eurotiomycetes; Eurotiales; Aspergillaceae
Product: CCAAT displacement transcription factor COY1
Exons: 2
Coding region: 1-2259 (752 amino acids)
Biological process (GO): intra-Golgi vesicle-mediated transport
Cellular component (GO): Golgi membrane
Source: RefSeq, a predicted model, not a curated record
AUGGAUUCAUUUGCCUUUACAGAAAAUUUGAUUCCUCAGGGGCAACUUGAUGACCAACGUGAAUCGCCCGUCUCCAACAAAUUGACUGAAGAGACUAAUAAGUUUCAACGCGCCAUUGCAGCAUGGAGAGGAAUUGACUUGGCCAAUACCAUUGCGAAACUCGAUACAACCGCUACGGACCUCGUUGAACAACAGCGAGAUGCGCUCGUGCAGAGAAAGGACCUAGCGCAGAAGACUAAGGACUACAAAAAGCUAGAUGAUGAAUCUAAGCUUUUAGAAUAUAAGACAUUACUCAAGUCCUAUCAGUCUUUUAUUGAUCUUCUGACCAAUCAGGGCAAAACGUCCUCCUCCUCAUUCCUACAACUAUACUCCUCAUUAUCUGAAGCCCCGGAUCCCUACCCACUCCUCGAAGCUUCCGUUGACUCCCUUGUCUUGUCUGAAGAUACAGUCCCAAAAUUGACUUCGGAGCGGGAUCAAUUGCAGAAGUCUGUGGACCGUCUCACCAGGCAACAAGAUGAGACCGAGAAACGCCUACAGGAAGAACGCGCGGCGAGGAGAAAACUGGAAGAAAACCAAGAAUCAAGAGCGAAGGAGAUCGAGGCAUCGUGGGAAGCUGUCUUGACAGAAAAGACAAAUAACUGGGCGGCAAAAGAGAAGAGUUUAGAGGAAAAGGUAGAGAACCAGGAUCGGCUGAUCAAGGAACUCAAAGCGAGCCAUGAAGUCUCCCAGCGCCUAGGCGAGGGCGAGGCUCAUAAUGAUGAUCACGAUGGUUCACGAAGUGGUGCUACUGCAGCUGAGCUUGAACUUGUUUCCGCGGACCUGGAGAAGACAAGUUUGAGAUUGGCCGAUGUAGAAGCCCGCAAUGAACAAAUGCGGCUGGAGCUGGCUCAGGCUGCAUCACACUCAUCUGGCCCAAUUUCUGUUCAAGACGACCCUGAUUAUCUUCGACUUCAAUCAGAAAAUUCUUCCUUGCUGCGCAAGCUCGAUGCUGCGCGAUUUGACAAGGACUCUGAACGACACACCUGGGAAGCCAAACUGCUUCAGUCUGAGCGUACAGCAUCAAAAGCAACGGUGGAGAAGGAAGAGCUACGUGUGCGGUUGGCAAAGGUAGCGGACUACGAUGAAAUUCGUCGGGAGUUGGAGAUGAUCAGGUCGGUUGAGUUUGCUGGGGAUGACGAUGACAACGAUGGUGCUGCUGAGGGUGCUGCAGUUGAUGCCAACGGUGAUGGGGCCAAAUCUAAAGACAAGAACUCUCUGGAGCAGCUUCUUAUGGCGCGUAACAAGAAAUUGACGGAUGAUCUCACACUUCUUCGAGUGUCGCAUCGGGAUAUCCAAGGCCAGCUCGAAACAUUACGAGCCGAGCUUUCGGAUUCGAAGACAGAGCUGGACAAGUCGCGAAGCCUCUCCACUACUCUUGAAAAUGACCUCCUCCGCGUCCAAGAAGAGGCUACCAAUACAUUCCCGUCCGCGGCGAUGUCCGUUGCGGGAACUUAUACCUCCAGAUACCCUCACUCUUCCCGUCGAGGCGCAUCAUCUCCUACCUCAUCUAUCAUCUCUGGCUUUGACCAGAGCGCCGCUUCUGCAAACACCAUGGAAUCUAUCCGUGCAGGAGAAGCUGUCGGGGGUGGGUCCGGCCUCCUGCCUAUGAUUCAGGCCCAGCGAGACCGUUUCAAGAAAAAGAAUGCUGAGCUCGAAGAAGAAUUGUCCAAGCUAUAUGCCACUGUCAAGUCCCUUCGACAGGAGGUUGCAUCACUCCAGAAGGACAACUUGAGUCUCUAUGAAAAGACUCGCUAUGUUUCAACCUACAGUCGGGGUGGUCAGGGCGCAUCCACAUCAGCGUCAUCAUACGCAAACACCCCGAGCUCAACAUCUGUCUACACAUCGGCGGAUACACCUUCAGGUCUGUCCCUCGACCGAUACCAAAAUGCCUAUGAGGCUCGAAUCUCGCCGUUUGCUGCCUUCCGAGGCCGUGAAUCAACACGUGCAUAUAAACGCAUGAGUCUACCAGAGCGGAUCGUGUUCUCUCUCACUCGGGUCAUUCUUGCAAAUCGGACGAGUCGGAACCUAUUCGCUGGCUACUGUCUGGCACUCCACCUCCUACUUUUCGCUGUACUUUACAUGAUGAGCAGCACGGAGAUUGAGAAGCAUAGCGCUAUGGGCGCUAUCAGUAGCGCCGCGGCCGCAUACGGAAGCGGAGGGGCCACGGGAGGCGAAAGUCAGCUGCACGGUGAUGAGUGGCAGCAAGAAGGUUUUAAUUGA